UCUUCAAUGUGAAUACUGCUUCCAACCGAUCGAAGGGAUAUGUGUUAAGCAUAUGGUUUAAGUAAUACUUGGUCUCCUGUAUUUUGAUGAUAUCUGUGUUAUAUGUUGUGAUAUUGAUAUGGGACAAUUUUAUUGACUUUUGAAGGUAUGUCUUUCUUAAAAUGUAGAAUGAUUUUGUCAGGCGAGAAAUAUUGAGUAGCCCUGAAGUAGAUAAUAUUGUAAACACAUAAUAACUAUGAUAGGUAUGUGUGAAAUUUGGCAGAGUUUCAUGUAGUCAUGUACAUAUUGAGUAGUUGUUCUUUAGGUCUCAAGGUUAGUUGUUAAUAUGUUUCUUGUUCAUAGACAUCUCUCGUAAUCUACAUUCUGACACAUUUUUAUUAGGUAAGUAUUUUCAAUUUCUUGUCACUCACAUUUUUGAUAUAUAUUUUCAAUAUUGUGCUGCACACGACUUAUUUGGAAAAAAGACAACACAUCUAUAUAGAGUUAUUUACUCUGUGUAAAUGUACUAAAACGAAUGCUAGCUUCAUUGUAAUGAAAUUUACCUUUUGCUCAGCGGUAGGGCGUCACACUGGCCAUGGUAAGUCGCGGGGUUUGUGGUUCGAUGUCACUCAAUAUUGCGUCACAUUUAAGUUUAUUUUCAUUUUUUUUUGUUUCAAUUAAGCUUACCACCAGCGUCACCAUUUUAACGCAAAAUGGCUGCCGAACGACAAUCGUUGCCUGACCUCCGAUCCUUCCUACCUGGAAGAGGAUCAAAGGAAGAUAAGAGGUUUUAUAUGACAACAUCUAUGUCAUGUAAUAAUAUCACAAAAGAGAAAGCCGAAGACGACACAGUAGAAAACUUAGAUAAUGGUUUUGACAAUCAAGUCAAACAGAAGACAAAGAAGAAACGUUCUGGGAAGUCCAAAAGAAACAUCAAUGGUAAUGAAAGCCCAAGGGCUGAGGGUAAAAAAGAGAAAGUGUCCCUCAAAAAGCGGUUUAAAAGGCUCCUCACACCAAAACGGAUUAAGAAUUCUUACAACUUGCCCACACCACAAGUGGCAGUUUCCUUGAAUGUGAAUGAGUCGGAGGCCUCGAACACAUUUUUUGAUAGAAAUAAUGAAGAUUUCAAGAAACAUGGAACUAUUUAUGUCCAACCAGUUUGCGAGGAAACCGACACCACUGAGCGUAUUUGUGAUUGUGAACGCGUCAAACAACUAGAAAGAGAAAUACUUCAACUGAAAAAUGAAAAGUCAACAAAGGAACGUGAAAUGCUGAAUACUAUUGAAAAGCAAGACGAAGUGAUUUCUGAAAUGACAAGAGCACUUACUGAACUUGUACAAGACGUACGGUAUGUUAAGUUGUCGGGAUGUCAGAAUAUACAGGUAUGUGCUGGUGGAUAUGAUCCUAAAGAGCUCCUGGAACCAGUGCGUAGUAUAUUAGAGGGCUUGUGCAAAAACAACGAAGAGGUCAAGAGAAUUGCAAUGGACAUCUCAGAAAGGGUGAAUGAUAUGCAAAACUCUUCGACGGAAGAUAGAUCACAACAAAAAAAUGACAUAAUGCAAUUGCAGCAACUUGUAGAACAGAUGAUCUCAAAAACACAGGACGACUUAUCUGAGAAUCCGCCAGUUCCUGUUCUCCAGCUGAAAUGUAGUAAACCACGAGAUUCCGUUUACUCCAGCCAGCAUAGCUUAGUCGACUCUGGAAACUGUGUGGUUUGGGGCCGUUCUGAUAUCAUAAAUGAUGUGUCCGGGCGACAGCAUGACAUACAGAAGUGCCUGAUGAAAAUCCAAGAACGUCUGGAAAAUGUAGAAAUAAACUCUGAAAAGUGUUCAACUUUCUUUGAAUUAUUUUCCCAGAUAAAAUCCAUACUCGUAGACAGUGGAAAAGACUAUGAAAGGCAAAGUUCGAAACUCACAGGAAAGAAAUCAUUUUAAAGACCUUUAAGGAUUCAGGGAGAGUGAGUGGUGUACAUGAUUACAAUCAGUGACUUUGAGCAGGAAACACAUCGGUACACAACUUUGAGUAAAAACAAACAAACAAACAAAUGUGGUAUUGCCUGUCGUUGUUCUGUGACUGUGGCGUCUUUAAAUUAUCAUUUUGAUCAGCAGAUGAUUAUAUACGCUAUGGAGACAUGCAUUAAUUAAUUAAUCAAUCAUUUGUUGUUAUUUUGUAUUUUUUUCGUGCUUGCUCUAACUUGAAACUACUUUAUACCGUUCGUAAAUUGGAUUUGUUUUGCUACUUUCGAAAAUAUGUGUUUCGCUAAAAUUUACGUUAUAUUUUUACGUUAUCUUAAAAACCUACA
Mizuhopecten yessoensis (Yesso scallop) is the source of this 2281-nucleotide messenger RNA. RefSeq lists its product as uncharacterized. The coding region runs from base 693 to 1913 and encodes 406 amino acids. The record is from RefSeq and is a predicted model, not a curated record. The transcript is spliced from 2 exons. Lineage: Eukaryota; Metazoa; Mollusca; Bivalvia; Pectinida; Pectinidae.